CAACUUCACCACAACCCUCAACCACCCACCAUGGAAGCUCCAACCUCACCUCCCAAAGCUGCAGAAGAAGCACCCACCCCAGUAGCCCUCUUCAAAAAGCGCACCAACAAGAACAAAUCCAACAUCCGCAAGCGACCCGCCACGCCCCCCCCAGCCAACUCAGACUCCGACGACUACUCCUCCUCCGAAGACGAAGCAGGCCACAAGAUAAAACGCCGCAAGCACAACACCGGCACCAUAACCGCCUCCUCCAAACCCACCGCCUCCACCACCGAAAUCACCCCCGCCGCCCACGCCGCCUCCCGCGCCGGCAUCACCAGCGCUAACGACGCCACCAAGACGACCGAGUGGUUCGAUGAGCGCCCGCCCUCAUUCUCCAGCAAGCAGCUCUUGGGCAGCACGCGCGCCCUCCCCGCAGCCCCAGAUGGCACAUACAAAGGCCUCGCGGCGCAGAAACAGACGACGUUCAUCCAGCGCAACCCCGACGCGCCUAAUCGCAACAUCGGGCCCAUCAAAGCCCCGACCAAUAUCCGCACCAUCACCGUGACGGACUUUGCGCCGGAUGUGUGUAAGGACUAUAAGACUACGGGGUUCUGUGGGUUUGGAGAUAAUUGCAAGUAUCUGCAUGCGCGCGAGGACUAUAAGGCUGGGUGGCAGCUGGAUAAGGAGUGGGAGACUGUGACGAAUGGGAAGAAGAAUAUUGGCGGGACGACGGUCGCGAGGGCGGGACGAGGGAUGGGGGAAGAAGAGGAGGAAGAUGAUGAGGAUGCGGAGUUGGAGGGCGUGCCGUUUGCGUGUAUUAUUUGUCUCGGGGGGUAUAAGCAUCCGGUUGUAACGCGGUGCGGGCACUACUUCUGCGAGGCGUGUGCGCUGGGGAGGUAUAGGAAGGAUCCCAGUUGUGCGGCGUGUGGGUCGGGGACGGGAGGGGUGUUUAAUGUGGCGAAGGGGCUGAAGAAGUUGUUGGAGCGGAAGAGGGAGGCUGCAAGGAAGAGGAGGGAGAGAGCGAUAGAGGCUGGGGAGGAGGUUAGUGAGGAUGAGGAGGAGGGGAUGGAAGAGUGAAAGGGUGAAAGGGUGAAAGGUUGGGAAAUCCGCAUGCUAUAAGUUCCAAGUGAUAGACUUCCUCCACAGUCUCUAUCCCCGCUGACCACCUCGUCAGUAUCUAUCCUCGCCGACCUUCUCCCCAGCCUCGGCGAGGAUAGAGGCUGAGAUGGAGGUCGCUGGGUAUAGCGGCUGGGGAGGAGGUUGGUGAGGAUAGACACUAGGAAGGAGGUCAGUGGGGAUAGACGCUGAAAACGAGGUUUGUGAAUAUGAUGAGGAAUACGUAUCUAUCAAUUACAAAAUUCAUGAUUUAGGUGUAAAAUGGGGUGGCUCACUUGUGUGGCCCACUCGCUUGUAAAAUACGGUGAUAAGUUAGUAAAAUAUGUAAUGUAUUUUUACCAUUCCCCCUUUCCGUUUACAUAUCGCGCCACUCUUUAUAUAGACCCAAGAGAAUGAGCACCCCGGCCGUUGACAACACCACAGAAGAGGUUAGGGAGGACUCUGGAAUUACGUGGAAGGGCGGCCGGCC
Molecule: messenger RNA, 1567 nt
Organism: Pseudogymnoascus destructans
Lineage: Eukaryota; Fungi; Ascomycota; Leotiomycetes; Thelebolales; Thelebolaceae
Gene: CWC24
Product: RNA-splicing factor
Exons: 2
Coding region: 31-1059 (342 amino acids)
Biological process (GO): snoRNA splicing
Cellular component (GO): U2-type spliceosomal complex
Molecular function (GO): metal ion binding
Source: RefSeq, a predicted model, not a curated record